Clupea harengus (Atlantic herring) is the source of this 2050-nucleotide messenger RNA. RefSeq lists its product as uncharacterized. Gene Ontology annotation, biological process: regulation of transcription by RNA polymerase II. Gene Ontology annotation, molecular function: RNA polymerase II cis-regulatory region sequence-specific DNA binding; DNA-binding transcription factor activity, RNA polymerase II-specific. Lineage: Eukaryota; Metazoa; Chordata; Actinopteri; Clupeiformes; Clupeidae. The record is from RefSeq and is a predicted model, not a curated record.
CAACACAACGCCCGCGAACUAGCAAAGCACUCUGCUCUGCGAGGGCACUGGUGCUAACUCUACACACCCUGCUCGUGAAACAUGGCUUCUGCAACUUACACAGUUGACAACUUGCUGCAGACACAUGUCAGGUGUAUUUUAGAUGUUGUUGUUAAUGUGUUAGUUGAGGAAAUGACAGAUAUGUUUCGUACAUGCCUGUUAUUGGAGCAGCGUGGUGCUUCCCAUGCGGGUAAUGGGCAAGCUUUUACAGACCCCGCAGACAUCCACGACAGGCUAAGGAGAAGUCUUAAACCUAUACGAAACUCCGGUCCAUCGCCAGGAUGUGAUGAUCAGCUUUCCACAGCAAUGAGGACACCAACACCUAGCAUCAGCAGACGAGCCAGCAAUUAUGUCCUUCCUUCUUGCAGUACAGCUCAGGAUGUUGAGGUGGCCGACUCAGAGAUAAUGGUCGACUCACCUGUUGUAUUUGAAAUGAUUGCUAGUGAAGCCGGUGACUUGUUUCUUGAGCUGACCUCUGGUGAGGAUAAACAGGCGGUGCAACGUGGCCUGCUAGAACAGGAAACACAGGUCUCUCCAACACUGCAUACUCGAACAGAGUAUAAAGCAGAGAUAAAACAGGAAGAGAAACCGACACCUCUGUCAAUAUCAAAGGAACUAGUGUUGCUGUCAGGCUGUGUGGGACAGUCAAGGCUAGCUGACAGCACACCACCCACUGAGGUGAGUGUGAGCUCUCUUGGUACCUUUCCUCUCAAGAUGGAGGUAGCGACCUCACCCAGCAUCCGACGGCUGAAUUAUAGCAGGGGAGCCUACGUAGCUGACACUGUGGAUUCCACUCCACCUCAACCCACCAUCCCAGAUGGUCAUCUCGCCUCGCCUACUGAUUCUGGACAAUCAUUCGACCCAGCAUCAGCAAUUAUCGAGGGGCCGGAGGAGGUCGGGAAGCAUUCAGUCCAGUCCUGGUUAUCAGGGCCCAAGCCAAACACCAGACGAAGAUUAUCUGCCCCAAGAGAUGAAGAGGUGGAGGUGGACACUGAAUCAGUGGUAGGGAGAACAGGGGGAGAUGGAGGAAGCUUACCCCUUCCAUCCGACUGUCUGUCCCCACAGCGUGCUAGCCUCUCCCCACAGCGUGCUAGCCUGUCCCCACAGCGUGCCAGCCCGUCCCCACAGCGCGCUAGCCUGUCUCCAGAGCACGCUAGCUUGUUUCCACAGCGCGCUAGCCUGCCACUGCCUUCCUGCUCUGUGGAGCUGGACCGCCUUCCCCCCCGCUUGAUCCAGAAGCGAAAAACCAUGCACAUCUGCCCUGAAUGUGGCAAGGUCUUCGGUCGGAGCAAGACUCUGUGCAAACACAGACGAUUUCACUCUGGCGAGAAGCCAUUCCACUGCCCGCGGUGCCCUAGUAGGUUCAUCAUGCGCAAGAGCCUGCGGCGCCACCUGCGUCGGCACACGGGCGAGAAGCCGUACGAGUGCCCACAGUGUGGCAAGGCUUUCCGGCUCCGCAAAGGGCUGGAGAAGCACAUGCAGUCCCAUACCGGGACUCGUUCUUUGAAUGCAGCAACUAUGGCAGGUGCUUUGGGAGGAUUGAUGACCCUCAGAAGGCACAUGGGGAGAUGUCAGCAAUGAGUGUGAGUGUGUAUGUGUCGGUGUUUUAUACAUUUAUGUGUGUGUGUGUGUGUGUGUGUUAUACAUAUGUAUAACGUGUCAGCAAUGAGUGUGAGUGUGUCAGUGUUUUAUACAUUUGUGUGUGUGUUUGUGUUAUACAUAUGUAUAACUUUUCCUUAAAACAGUUUUUUUUUUUCAUCUCAGGGAAAAGGCUUAAAAAAAUAAUCCAGAAGUACUUUGUUUUCUGCCCACGUGUUCACCAUUGCAUCAGUCCCUGCCUAACCAAAAGAUUGUUUAGGAAAUUCAUAUGAUUUAUAGUAGUGAUCAGGAUGUAUUGAUUCUAAAAUUGAGCAUGCCAGAUUUUUUUUGUCGUUGUUUAAGAUGUUUACUCUUUUUGUUUGUUUAAACAUGCACAAGCAGUGGAGAGUUUGUUGUUCUGUUCUUCUGUUAU